GCUUCAGGCCUUCACCUUCAGCUUCCUUCAAUGAAGUCUCCAAGUGUUGAAAUCAUCUCAGAUGUUUUCAUCAAACCAAAAUUAGUAUCAGAAGAAGCCAAGAAACCCAUUUACUUCUCGCCAUGGGAUUUACUUCUGUUUAAUAUACAUUACAUCCAAAAGGGUUUACUUUUCCGGUUACCCGAAAAUCUAGAUUUCUCCAUCGCCACCUUCCUGGAAGACCUCAAAGACUCUCUCUCCGUCACACUGACUCAUUUUCACCCACUCGCCGCCCGUUUUGCCACCGUUAAACGACAAAAUCCACCUUCUUUGGUCCUCUUCUUGAAUCAUGAGAACAGUCCUGGAGCAAGAUUCAUUCAUUCAACUGUCGAUUUGAGGGUGGCGGAUGUUAUUGAACCGACGGAUGUACCGUUGAUUGUUCAAUCGUUUUUCGACCACCACGAUGUUAUCGCUCACGAUGGUCACCAACUGUCGUUGCUGUCGAUUCAGGUGACGGAACUCAUCGAUGGAAUCUUCAUCGGUUGCUCCAUUAAUCAUAUGGUAGUUGAUGGAACCUCCUACUGGCAUUUCUUUAACUCCUGGUCCGAAGUUUUCAGAUCAAAAACACAAAACGGACAUUUAACUCCCGUCUCGCGUCCUCCCAUUCUCGAAAGAUGGAUUCCGGCAGGAUCCGACCCGAUUAUCAGCCUCCCGUUUGCAGAUGACUGUGAACUCAUCGACAGAUACCGUCAACCUUUUUUAAGAGAAAGAAUAUUUCAUUUUUCUUCGAAUUCUCUCUCUAAGCUCAAAGCGAAAGUGAACUCAGACUGCAAUACAACCAAGAUUUCCACGUUGCAGGGGCUCUCCGCCCUUGUGUGGCGGUGUGUAACACGUGCCCGGCGGUCACCGGCAGAUCAAGAAACCGGCUGCAGAUUGGCCGUGAACAACAGGAGCAGAAUUCUCCCGCCGGUGUCUGAAAGCUACUUCGGUAACAUGGUCUCCAUUGUGACAGGAAAAACAACGGCGGGGGAGUUGCUGGAUCAGAGCAUCGGGAGGGCGGCGUGGCGGUUGCACGAGGCGGUGGUGAACCAUGGUGAUAAAGCGAUCAAGGGAUUUGUUGAUUCGUGGUUAAAGAAGCCGUUUGUGUUUAAACUGAGUCAGUUUCUUGAUCCCAAUGUGGUGCAUAUGGGGAGCUCGCCAAGAUUUGAUAUGUAUGGGAACGAGUUCGGGUUGGGGAAAGGAGUGGCGGUUAUGAGUGGGUAUGCUAAUAAGUUUGACGGCAAGAUGACGCUAUACCCUGGCCGGGAGGGCGGAGGAAGCAUGGACUUGGAAGUCUGCUUGUUGCCGGAAAACAUGGCUGCUUUUGAAUGUGAUGAUGAAUUCAUGAGUGUUGUUAACGGAGAAAAACCCAUUUGAAACACCAUUAACCCAUGUAAUAAAACAUUACCACCUUCAGUUUUAUGGGCUUCAAUAAAAAUAUAAUCGUUUUCAGUU
Messenger RNA from Cynara cardunculus var. scolymus (artichoke), 1473 nucleotides. RefSeq lists its product as uncharacterized. The transcript has a single exon. Lineage: Eukaryota; Viridiplantae; Streptophyta; Magnoliopsida; Asterales; Asteraceae. The record is from RefSeq and is a predicted model, not a curated record. The coding region runs from base 31 to 1395 and encodes 454 amino acids.